Molecule: messenger RNA, 885 nt
Organism: Didymosphaeria variabile
Lineage: Eukaryota; Fungi; Ascomycota; Dothideomycetes; Pleosporales; Didymosphaeriaceae
Exons: 2
Coding region: 1-885 (294 amino acids)
Molecular function (GO): nickel cation binding
Source: RefSeq, a predicted model, not a curated record
AUGACCACUCCCGACAGCCAGCAAUCUCUGGAAGAUGAGAUCGCUGACCUCGAACGCCGUCUCCAGGAUGCGAGGUCCCGACUGAAUGCCGAAGAUGUUCCCGUCGCCCCCUCAACUCUUACCAGCGAGGCAGCGCUGCAUGCUUUACUACUCCUGGCCGAUUCAGCGCUUCCAUUAGGGUCUUUCGCAUUCAGCAGCGGGCUGGAAUCAUAUCUUGCACAUCAUAAGCCCAGCCCGCCGUUCGCGUCGCAACUGCCGUCAUUCAACGUCUUCCUCCGCCUGUCUCUCUCCACGCUCGCCAGUACCGCGCUGCCGUAUGUCCUUGCAGGCUACCGCAGCCCCGCAGACAUCGAGACGCUGGACAAUGACUUCGACGCAAGCACACCCUGCACAGUCGCGCGACGGGCAAGCAUAGCCCAAGGACGGGCGCUGCUCACUGUGUGGGAACGCAGCUACCAGACGCAAUACAGUCCGACUGCCACCGACAACGCAUCGCGCGACGACAGUUUUCCGCAAGAAAGCGGGGCUGCCGAAGCGCUUACAUCCUUCUCUACCGCCCUUCGCAAAUCCGACCUCAUCAACGCGCAUCUGGCCCCACUGUGGGGUCUAGUUACCCGCGUGCUCGACGUGCCGUUGCGCGCUGCUGCAUACUUGUUCCUUUUCUCGCAUGCGCGCACGGUAGUCAGCGCGGCCGUUCGCGCCAGUGUUAUGGGGCCUUAUCAGGCGCAAGCUGUACUGGCAAGCACAGAGCUACAGGACAGGAUAAGAGGGUUGGUGGAAGAGGGUUGGGAGAGGGAGGUCGAAGACGCAGGGCAGAGCGUGCCGGUCAUGGAUCUAUGGGUUGGCAGACAUGAGAAGUUGUAUAGUCGCAUCUUCAAUUCAUGA